Molecule: messenger RNA, 1948 nt
Organism: Salmo salar (Atlantic salmon)
Lineage: Eukaryota; Metazoa; Chordata; Actinopteri; Salmoniformes; Salmonidae
Gene: gghl
Product: gamma-glutamyl hydrolase like
Biological process (GO): tetrahydrofolylpolyglutamate metabolic process
Cellular component (GO): vacuole
Molecular function (GO): gamma-glutamyl-peptidase activity
Source: RefSeq, a predicted model, not a curated record
UACCGCCUGGUGAUGACACCAGGCAGGCCAAAAAUUCAUCCCACCAAAAACAGGCAGAAAUUUAAAUCCUUCCUUUCAAACAGUUCUUACACUGAAAGGGCAUUAUCAUAAUUUUCACAAUAUUAUUCCAACCUCAUAGUGUGGCAAUAUAGUGUAAAUAAAACACAGGAAAAUCGGCACUGGGCCUUUAAAACAGAAUUACCUGGGUCCACUGCCAGAUAUGAUGUGGCUCAUUAAUGUACCAUCUGGGAUUUACCAGCUAAUGCAAACAAUGACCACAUACACAUUUUGCAACAAAGAAGUCUCCAUUUCCAAUUAUGUUAUGGCUCAAUUAACCACCGGAUAAAUAUGUUUGUCUGGUGGAAUUACAGAUAUUCUUACCUUAAAUACAAUACUGCACAGGACCGUGUGCUUAAAGAAAUCUCACAUGUCAAACUGGAAUCUCCUGACUUCCCCCUUGCACAUCUAGUAGGAGUUGUCUUGCAGGCUUUUUCUAUAAGCGCUUCCUCCUUUUUAGUUUUUAAUAACACACUGUCAUACAGGGCAGACAGAUCUGUUCGACCUGAACUGUGAGAAAAUGUUACUCACUGUGGUGUUGUGUUUACAUGUCAUUUUCGUCCCGUGGAGCGACUCAUUACCGACGAGACGACAGCCGGGUCCAGUCAACAACCGACCGAUUAUUGGAAUUUUAACUCAAGAAGUAGAAGAUGAUGUGAUGAAGCCGUUUGGAAAGACCUACAUCCCUGCUUCCUAUGUAAAGUAUAUAGAGUCAGCAGGAAGUAGAGUGCUACCUAUCAGGUUGACUCAGAGUACUGAUGAGUAUGAGAACAUUUUCAAGUCGAUUAAUGGCCUGCUGCUCAUCGGAGGUUCGUCAGAUCUAGAGACGUCAGACUUUGCCAAGGUGGCAGGGAUCUUCUACCGGCUUGCCCUCAAGGCCAAUGAUGCUGGAGACUCUUUCCCUAUCUGGGGCACAUGUCUGGGGAUGCAGCUGCUGACUUGUCUGGUGGCUGGAGAGAACCUGCUGACCAAAACCACAGCUGAGAACAUGGCCCUUCCCCUGAACCUCACCAAAGAGGCCCAUUCCAGUCAAAUGUUCCAGGGGUUCCCCAUUGAUGUCAUGAAGGCAUUAUCCCAGGAAGCUUUGACAGGGAAUUUUCACCAAUAUGGAGUGACCGUGAAGACAUUCAAGGAAAAUGAGAAGCUACAAAGUUUCUUCUCCAUCUUGUCCACGAACACAGCUGAGAAUGGUGCCAUCUUUGUCUCAACCAUGGAAGGGAGGACCUACCCCUUCUAUGGGGUCCAGUGGCAUCCUGAGGUGAACCGUUUCCAGUGGGACCCCAAACUCAACUUCCCCCACUCCUCAGACGCUGUACGCGUUGCCUCCCUACUGGCUGAGUUCUUUGUCAAUGAAGGCAGGAGAAGUUUGCAUCACUUCGACCAGCCUGAGGAAGAGGCCGUGUCACUCAUAUACAACUACACACCAACCUACGCUGGCAACUUCACUGGAUACGAGCAGAUCUACUUCUUCUGAGAUGUUGUGCCCUCACAACGCUAUAAUUCGUCCCUGAUGUUAUUAUGGGAUGUUAUGAGAAGUUUACCAUGGGCACUAAUUGUUAGCUCUGAAAUGUGACAUGUUCUAAAACUUCAUAUACAGACUUUUAGAAAUGUUGAGUGAUCAUUGCAAUUAAAAUGUUUUAUUAUAUGUAUAAUUGCACCACAUGAAAUGAUGAUUUUCCUGUAGGCUAAAUAUACCCAUAUAGGCCUAGUCACUGUAUGGUGGUUUAGUAGCUGGCCUAUUUUGGCAUGAGAUUGCUGUUGGGUGUAAAUGUUUAUUGUUGAAAUGAAUUCAACCUUCUGGCCCAAUCUACACUGAACAAAAAUAUAAACGCAACAUGUAAAGUGUUGGUCCCAUAUUUCAAGUGCUGAAAUAAAAUGUCCCAGAAAUGUC